This is a messenger RNA of Saccharomycopsis crataegensis, 1635 nucleotides long. RefSeq names its product ribosome-associated complex protein SSZ1 (gene SSZ1). NCBI's taxonomy places the organism in Eukaryota, Fungi, Ascomycota, Saccharomycetes, Ascoideales, Saccharomycopsidaceae. Gene Ontology annotation, biological process: protein folding. The transcript has a single exon. The coding region runs from base 1 to 1635 and encodes 544 amino acids. The record is from RefSeq and is a predicted model, not a curated record. Gene Ontology annotation, cellular component: nucleus; cytosol. Gene Ontology annotation, molecular function: ATP binding; ATP-dependent protein folding chaperone.
AUGUCUACUGUUAUUGGUAUUAACUUUGGUAACUCUGCCUCAUCUAUUGCGGUCGCUACUGCUGACGGGAAAGCCGACAUUAUCGCUAACCAAGAUGGUGAACGUUCCAUCCCAACUGCCUUGGCUUAUGCUGGCGAAGACGAAUACUAUGGUGGUCAAGCCCUUGCCCAAUUGUUGAGAAACCCAACCAAUACUAUUAUUGGAUUCAGAGACUACUUGGGUGUUCCUUUUGAAAAGAUCGACCCAACCUCUGCCGGUAACGGUGCCAAACCUUUCAACUUGGACGGAAAAGUUGGUUACAAGAUCAAGAGAUCCGAGGAUAAAGAAGAAAUCCUCACCAUCGACGAAGUCGUUUCCAGACACUUGACUCAAUUGAAGCUUUCCGCUGAAGACUUCAUUGGUUCUUCCAUAGAUGGUGUUGUCAUUGGUAUUCCAACUAACUUUAAUGAAGAACAACAAAAAGCUUUGGUAGCAGCCUCUGAAAAAGCUGGCAUGAAGGUCCUUCAAUUGAUCAAGGAACCAUCUGCUGCUUUGCUUGCUUAUACCACUAACGUCAACGAAUUGGCCAAGGACAAAUUGUACGUUGUUGCUGACUUUGGUGGUCUUAGAUCAGACGCCGCCGUCAUUGCCGUCAGAAGUGGUAUCAUGACCAUUUUGGAAACUGCCCACGACUACGAAUUGGGUGGUGCUAAGAUCGAUAGUGCUUUGGCUGAAUAUUUCGCCAAGGAAUUCGAAAAGAAAUUCAAGUCUAACCCAAGAAACAACCACAAAUCUAUCACUAAAUUGCAAGCUGCUACCAUCACCACCAAGAAAACUUUGUCUAACGUCACCACCGCCACCAUUUCUAUCGACUCUUUGAACGAUGGUUACGACUUCCACUCUACUAUCAAUAGAAUGCGUUUCGACCUCGCUGCCAGAAGUGUCGCCUCUCAAAUGACCACCUUUGUCGAAAACAUUGUCAAGAAGGCCGGUUACGAUACUUUAGACAUUGACGAAAUCUUGUUGGUCGGUGGUACUUCCUUCGUUCCAAAGAUUGCUGCCAACUUGGAAGCCGUUUUCCCAGAAUCUGUCAAAAUUAUUUCUCCAGCCACUCCAAAGGCUAUUGAUCCAGUCGAUUUGAUUGCCAGAGGUGCUGCUUUGCAAGCUUCUAUGAUUGAAUCAUUCGACGAAGCCGAAGUGAAGGAAGCUUUGCAACCAGUUAUCGUUAACACCCCACAUUUGACCAAGGCAUUGGGUAUUCUUGAUGCCGAAGGUAAAUUUGUUCAAAUUUUGAGAUCCGAAGCUGCCACCCCAGUCAGACGUUCAAUUAAGGUUGCUGCUCCAAAGGGCGAUGCCUUGAUCUCCAUUUACGAAGCUGAAAGAGACAUUAAGGAAACCACUGUCGAACAAGCUCCAAAGGAAGAAAAAGAAGAAGAUGACGAAGAAUCAGACUGGUCUGAUGAUGAAGAUGACGAACCGGAAAUUAUUAGAGAAAAGAUUUUCGUUCCAAAGGCCAAGAUUGCCGACUUGGUAGUGAAGGAUGUGAGCGAAGGUGCUACCAUUGAAAUUACCAUUGAUAUCAACAAGAAUAACGAAUUACAAGUUUUUGCUAGAGAAGACAAACCAGAUGCCACUGUCACUAAAGUGAAAAUCUAA